CGUUGGAUGAACAAAUCUGUAUCACAGCGCCCUCCUGCUGCAUUUUCGAUGUUGCUUUCCUAAGCCUCGAGCGCCCCUCCGCGGCGUAUCGAAGGAACAGGUUUGUGGCGUCUCCUGGUUGCUAGGAAAGCCGGUUUACAUUUUCUGUAAGUGUGACACUGUAUGACUGAAAGCCAAAUGGAAUCUGAAUGUAAAUGUAGAAAUUAGGAGACAACAAAUUUGAAUAUUACCGGUAUUUGACAUUAUUUAUUUGGCAUUACGUCGGUCUUUUUGGAUUACAACAGCCUGAAGAGAACAAAAGUAUGUUGCUGUGAUUUUAAACUAGCGUGAGGGAACGGUCAGUCAUUACUUUCUUUUACUCAAGGACUCCUAGCAUGGCAAAAUCUACAGCUUCUAGUACCUCCUCCAGACCCCUUAACCCUGGAGUUGAUGAAGAUGAAGAUGAUGAUGAAGCUUAUGUUGCCUCCCUAGCUGCCCAGAGAAAUGCGAAUGCUUUUUUUGAGAAGUUUAACCGCACUGAAAUGCAGGAAGUGCUCAGCCUUACAUCGUGCAACUGGUUGCUUUCCAGUGAAGACUUUCGCCUGCCAGUAGAAGCACCUUCUGGAAUCAUAAACCAGGUGAAAAACUUCAGCUACUCAAACACAGUCAUCCUCGUGCCGGUGGAUGCACAGGUAUCUUUGGACUAUAAAGAAGUCCAUCAGAUUGUGAAGGAACUGGUGGUUGGAAUUUACUGCUUUAAUCAAAUGCCAUCAUUAAGACUGGAAUCCAAUUUUGAUCAAAGCACCACUUGUCAAAUGCCACCAGCUUACUAUGACACAAAAGUUGGGCAGAUUUUGAUUAGCGUGGAUUACAUGAUGAAAGGCCUUUGGCAUGGAGCCUAUAUUCCGAAAGAGAAAAGGGUCAGGUUUUCCGAACUGUGGCGUUCUAGCAUGGAUGUCGAUGCCAGUGGAAUUCCACAGACAAGGAAAAACUUAUAUCCAGAAUUCCUUGCAGCAGGUUUAGUUGAUAUUUCAGAUGACCCUGCCUUUCAUAAUAUGUAUAGUGAAGACAUCAACACAGAUCCAACCUAUGAGCCCAACAGCCCUGAAGAAGUGAAGAUUUUUAUGCAAUAUUGUGACCAUUUCUUACUGCAACUCACCUCUUACCUCACGUCUGUGAAACAGCAUAAUAACCUGUUUAUGUAUGACGGUACUUACAACAUUGCUAACACGGUGAGGCUCAUAGAAGACAAAAUGAACCCUGUGAUCUAUCAGAGAUUACAGAAGAGACUAAAACUUCAAGAAAAACUUGUGACAAAGUACCUGCAGAAGAAGCCAGAAGUCCGCAAAAACAUGGCUUAUGUGCAGUUAAUAAGCUUUCUCGUACCUUUUCUUAUUGGACUAAAAAAGAAGAUGAAGAUUCCAGAUCUAUCCAGACUCCUCCCUUCAUUUUCUGAUGAUAAACUGAAGACUGAACGAGAAUUGCCUCCACUUUAUCAUGGUCCAGAUUUUACAUGUAAACAUUUCCAAUACGAGCAAAAUAAGUACUUCCACCUUCACGGUGGCAUUGAGUUUGAUAUAGGAACACCGUUACUGGGGGAUGUUUCUGACGAAAUAAAGUCAGCCUUUGAAGAUCUACAGUGCCUUGCAGCGUCGCAUUUAAGUCAGUUGCGGGAACAGGACACAUCAUACAGAGAAAACUACUCCAUACCAGUCGUGCAGUUUGAAGGGAGAAGCUAUUAUGUGAUUUCUAUAGAGCUUGAAACCUUCUAUCAACAGUUUAACAAGACACAGUGGUGGGGAGCCAUGUUGGUUCUCAUCAAAACACUGAAGAUUAAAAGACUACCAUUAAAUGAUAUUCAAUUGCAUGAACAGUUCAAAAAAACAUUUGGUUACAAAAAGGCCCUAAAAUGUAAGAAUUUAUCGUAUGGUCUAAAAAGUGCUGCGGAAAGAGGACUCUCUGCCAUAUUCCACACAUUUUCCCGCAAGAACUCUCCAUCUCGCCUGGGCUUUUUCGAUGAAUAUGGUUACUCUCUCAUCCACUACGCAGCCAUACAUAACCAAGUGCCCAUUAUCAGCCAGCUGGCAAUGGCAGGUUUGCAGCUCAACCAGAGACGCAGUGAUAAAUUCAUCAGUUCAGAUCAUCUGGGAGAACCGGCUUUAAAAACAAAAUUUGGGGUCACUGCACUGCAUCUGGCAGCUCAGUAUGGCUCUUUGGAAGCGUUACACUGCCUACUAGCCCUUCAGGUGGACUACAAAAUGGUGGAUAGACGAGGAUGGACUGCUAUUCAUUUUGCUGCCUUCUAUGGCAAUGUUCUGUGUAUCCAGGCUUUGUACAGAAAGGACCCAACUCUAUUGGAGAUGGAAAGUAUUGCUGAAUCUCGCUGUACACCACUAUUACUGGCUGCCAUGUCUGGGUCUCUUGAUGCUCUCCGGUAUCUAUUGUCAAUUGGUGCUGACUGGAAGAAAACCGACAGCAAGGGAAACAAUGUGGUUCAGUUGGGGGUGCUGUAUUUUCACACUGAGAUGCUGAAGCACCUGAUUGAGCUUGAUCUGGUAGAGCUGCCAGUUUGGAAACUUCUUGUAGAGAUGCUCCGGUGUGAAGAUGAAACUAAGAAAGAUAUGUCAGUGAGGUGCUUGGAAGUUCUCUGUGUGGCUGCAGAUACCCACUGGAAAGACAUUAUUGCUGCAGGUGGAAUCCCAUCCCUGGUUGAUUUACUACAUAGCCAGCAGGAGAACCUGCAGUGUGUUGCUGCUGCUGUGCUUUGUAAUAUUUCAAAUCAGGUGCCCGUUUCCCUUGCUGUGGUGGAAUGCGGAGCAAUUCCUGUGCUUAUCCAGCUGCUCCAGACACAGUGUCCUGAACUUCAGUCCCGCUGCUCUGUCAUCCUGGCUGAUCUUGCACACAUCAAUGACAACCAGACCCUUGUUGCCAAAUUAGGUCUAAUACCCCCUCUGGUGAAGCUUUUGCAUUCAGACAUUGAAGAUGUGCUACUUAAUGUAGUUAACUGUAUCCGGGUCAUGUGUAUCAACAAUCCAGCCAAUCAAAGCACAGUUACACAAGAGGGUGGGAUUACAUCAUUGGUGGAAUUUUUGAUGCUCAGAUCAGAAGUUCUGCAGGAAGCAGCUUCAACUGCUCUGGCAGAGCUGGCACGGGGCCACCGGCAGAACCAGGAUGCUAUUGCGACUGAGGGAGCCGUCACCCCACUAGUUAAAAUCAUUAGUGGGAGAAAGAUCGAUGUACAGGUGAAGGCAGCUAUGGCAUUGGAAGCUGUAGCUGACCAUAAUGCAGCUAUACAGACUGCAUUUUUGGAAAAGUCAGUCACAAAGCAUCUUCUUCGACUUUUAAAGGUGUUUCAGUUGGAAGUGAGAGAACAAGGCGCAGUGGCUUUGUGGGCACUUGCUGGACAGACACUAAAGCAGCAGAAAAUGAUGGCCGAUGAGAUUGGUCACAACUUUAUCAUAGACUUUGUCUUGUCCUCAUCAGACAAAAUGCAGUAUGUUGGCUGCCAGGCAGUGAUUGCCCUGAGUCGGGACAGUAAAGCUCACCAGGAUCAGAUCUGUCAGAAUAGUGGAGUUGGUCCAUUGAUCAGGCUGCUGCGGAACUCCAGGACGACAGAGCGCACCCUUUUGAGUGUCAUCAAGGCCCUGGGGACCAUGUGUAUCGGGGUAGCACAUACAAACAAUCCUUUCAGUCAGAAAAGCAUUGUAGAGGAGCUUGCCUUUCCUAUUCUGGUUGAACUACUCAAACAUCACAAGUCUCCUCGGGUCAAGGUGGCAGUUGCAGAAACUCUGGCCUGCAUAGUGUUGAGAAACACAGAGCUGCAAACAGUCCUCAUGGAUACAGAAGGGUUCAGUUACACUGAUGUUUUGGAGCUUCUUCAAGCACAAGACAAAGAUAUCUGCUUGCUUGCCGGAUAUGCUUUGUCACUCUUUGCAUAUAACAACACAAUGCAGCAGUUUAUGAUAUUACAGAAUGGCGGUAUUCCAAUAUCUAUCUAUGAGCCAUUUCUUCAAUCUGGAAAUGAGAUUAAUAUGGCAAAGGCUGCAUUUCAGAUUGUCAUACUUGCAAAAGUAAUAGUGGAUGUAGACCAAGUUACUUUGUCUGCAAGAGGAAUCACCAUUUUAGUUCAACUCCUUAAAUCACAGAGCUCCAAAACAGUCAUUCUUACAGGGCGGCUGCUAGCCAGUUUGUCUCACACAAGAGCAGGUAUCCCUGAUGCUAUUGUAACAAUGGGAGCUGUGGAGCACCUUUGUGCUCAUUUAUACUCCAAGUCAGAAGAGGUUCGAGUAGCUACUGCUGUUGCUCUGGGCUACCUUACUUUCAACCGGCCUGCUCAUCGCCUCCUGCUGGUACAAUGCCGGAACAGACCUGGACUAUACAACCUGUUAACACAAAAUCUAAGCAAUGAUGCAAAGAUCUCCAAGAUCUUUACAGCUGAAUUCAAGAGGCAAAAGUUGGUGGGCCUGCCUUCCCAAAGCUUGGUGAUAAAUGGUGGUCCACAUGUGAUGCCCCAGAAUAAAAAAGACAGGCCAAAAACCACAAGCACCAUGAGGGAUCAGGAUGAACUUCAAACAGACAAGCACCUUCGAUCAAAGUCCGCUCCAGUCUUAGUGGCUCAAAGAUGUAAAACUGCAGAUUCAAGAAGGAGAAUUGCAGCAUCUUCCAGGAAUAACCCAGAGUCCAUACAUCCUGCCAAGAGCAAAAUAUUAGAUUAAGGGCCCAAUUCAAUUAGCUUUUAUAGGGUAAUUAUAACUAAGUUUAUACAAUACAGAGCAGAAGUAGAACACCAUUUACCUGGAUUGAAUUAACACUAUUGAGAGUCUCUUUCUUUGAUCAAAAUAAAUAUUGUACUACAUUCGCUGCUUUUACUACAUUUUUUUUUAUCAUCAAAAGUGAAUACAUUUAUUUUGUAUCUUCUUUUGAAAAUAAUGAACAUCAGAUGAGAGCUCAUGAGAGCUAUAAUAUUGUAUAUUUGCUUUAGUUCUACUUCCAUUGCCUUGUGUACAAGACUUGGGUAUUAGUGGAUGAGUUAUACAAUGAUUAAAACUUUUGGACAAAAGAAACCAUGGAAUUUGUAUACAUUAUUUUAACAACAGGAAGUUUUUUUAGUGUAACAGGUUUCCCUCAUAUGGUUGGAUUUAUUAUAUGUUAUUGAUGGACAAACAUAAGAAACAGAACAACGAAAAAUAACCUUCCCCAUUUUCAUAUACCUUUUUAAUUUUGAGGUAAAACAAAAAAAAUCUUAACACUAGUCAAUUAACUACAACAUCUGACCAAAGUCAAAUAAGAAAUUGCUCACUCAAGGUAAAUUUUGUCUACAG
Acipenser ruthenus (sterlet) is the source of this 5300-nucleotide messenger RNA. RefSeq names its product ankyrin and armadillo repeat containing (gene ankar). Lineage: Eukaryota; Metazoa; Chordata; Actinopteri; Acipenseriformes; Acipenseridae. The transcript is spliced from 24 exons. The record is from RefSeq and is a predicted model, not a curated record. The coding region runs from base 375 to 4694 and encodes 1439 amino acids. Gene Ontology annotation, molecular function: protein binding.